Messenger RNA from Brienomyrus brachyistius, 2004 nucleotides. RefSeq names its product junctional adhesion molecule A-like. The transcript has 10 exons. Gene Ontology annotation, cellular component: bicellular tight junction. Bases 142 to 1020 code for a protein of 292 amino acids. NCBI's taxonomy places the organism in Eukaryota, Metazoa, Chordata, Actinopteri, Osteoglossiformes, Mormyridae. Gene Ontology annotation, biological process: regulation of membrane permeability; cell adhesion; intestinal absorption. The record is from RefSeq and is a predicted model, not a curated record.
UAACAACCCCCCACCACCACCACCACCUGUCCCAGGUGCAGCGCCAGAGGGGCGUUUAUCACCGCCUGCCCGCGGCUCACGGAUCAGUUUCGCUCCUCCGCCGAAACACAGUGGAUCAGUUUCCUGGCUGCGCUCGCAAACAUGAUAUCGCGCUACUUCUUUUAUCUUGUUUUAUCGGCCACCGCCACCUGGGCCUUCUCAGUGUCCACGUCAACUCCUUCCCUCAGUGUCCCAGAAUACCAAGGAGCUGAUUUGAAGUGCAGCUAUACUGCAGAUUUUAGGACUCCACGGGUUGAAUGGAAAUUCAAGGAUUUGCAAGGGUCUCAGGUGUUUGUCGUCUUUGACAAUAAUCCCACUGAAAACUACAAAAGCCGAGUGCAGCUGUACAAAGAUGGGCUGAUGCUGAAGGAGGUUACGCGCAGAGACACUGGGGAGUACUUCUGCGAGGUGUCCUCUGGCGAUAUAUAUCGCAGUGCUGUAAUAAACCUCACUGUGGAAGUGCCCUCUGCUGUGCCGAUCUGCGGUGUCCCUUCAUCUGUGACCACAGGGUCAUAUGUGGUGCUUACCUGCUAUGACCCGGAUGGAUCUCCACCAUCUACUUACAAAUGGUUCAAGGACGAGGCCCUCCUACCGGAAAAUCCCAACAUGUUCCAAGAUUUCAAGAACUUCAGCUACAUACUUAACCCCAAAGAGGGCACUCUGGCAUUUCCGUCAGUGACAAAAGCGGACACUGGCAGAUAUUACUGCAUGGCCAGUAACGGCAUAGGUCCUGUCCAGAGUUGUGCAGCUCAGAUGAUGGCUGUCCGUGAUGUGAAUGUGGGGGCCAUUGUGGGAGGAGUCAUCGUGGCCCUGCUGCUUGUGCUGUUGCUCGGACUUGGUCUGUGGUUUGCUUUCCAAAAAGGACACUUUUCCGGAAAAGGUGAUGGCAAAUACAAGGCUGGGCACAUUGGUCCCGUGGAAAGAACCGUGGACAGAGAGGAUGAUGUUGAUUUUAAGCAAAAGUCAUCGUUUGUUGUGUGAAUUCUACUGGAAUGGCGUGUGUGUGUGUGUGUGUGUGUGUGUGUGUGUGUGGGGGGGGGGGGGUUAAUGAAGUUACUGUCAUGAAGUGCAAAGCUUCACUUAAAUGGAGUUUGAGUGAUUUCUGCAGAUGAUCUGGAUCACCUCUGUGUUAAAUGGUUUACCGUAUAAUCACCCCUCUUCGUGUGUAAACCUACGGUUAUAUCAGUGUCGGUACUGUGAUGCAUAUUCAUUGGACCAGACUGUUGUAAUCAUUAGUUGCAUGGAUUCCAGGAGAACUGUUACUCCUGCUGCGAGGGUGGUCCAUCAUUCCUUUAAUAUUUACUAGUUUUGAAACAUGUCGCCUGCUGCAUAUAAGCGUUCCCUUUAUUGUCAAGCAUAAUCAUGUGAGUAAAUUUUAAUUUCAUUAAACGGUGUUUUAUUUUACUUGGUUUGCUGAACACCAAAACGUAAUUUCUAUUUCACUACGAUUUUCUUGUAUCCAUUACUUGAGGGACCCUUCGCUGCAUGGUAACAUUAAACGUCAGGCAAACAGACAGUGAAUAGUGUACAGAAAGUAAAGGAGAACUCUGCCCUGGACUCGCGCAGAGGCGCUUCAUCAGCAGCCGCGCCGGACACCGGCUGGGUACCAGACAUCGGUACAGUCUCGGAGACGUGGGAUUCAAGUCAAGGCAAAUAGUCAAGACGCACGACUUCUGGCAACAUUUACAAACGUGAGGCAUUUUGCAGCGCAGCAGUCUUCCUAUGAAAUAGGUAGACAUAACGCAGAUAAAUGACUUGUUAUCCAUAUAUUUAAUUGUUAUUCACGCCUUUUUAUUGCUCAAUGUAUUUUAAAUUAUGGGUUAGGUCGAUGACGAGUACAACAAUGUAUUUUGCUGUCAAGUUCUGUUUAAAUCUGGUUGUUUGUUUUAAACAAAAAUAAAAUUGAAGUGGUAGUGGAUUAAAUGAAAAAAUAAAGCUUAUUUUAUCCUUUUGGAAAUAACAAAA